Rotaria sordida is the source of this 900-nucleotide messenger RNA. The record is from the annotation of a GenBank genome assembly. NCBI's taxonomy places the organism in Eukaryota, Metazoa, Rotifera, Eurotatoria, Philodinida, Philodinidae.
AUGGUAAAAUAUAUUGAAUCUGUAUUUAAUUUAUCUUCAUCAUUGUCAAGUACAUUAACUGGUUCAAUUAUUGUUCCAGCAGCUGUAUUUGGUACAUUUACAGGUGGAUAUUUAGUUCGUCGUUUUCAUAUGGGUAUUCUUCAAUGUAUAAAAAUGAUUUUAAUUACAUGUUCAAUAUCAUGGUUCGGUUUAAUUGCACUUUUAUUUUUAAAAUGUCAAUCAACAACAAUAUAUAAAGGUAAUACACAAUGUUCAAAAUUAUGUAAUUGUUCGCCACAUAUAUAUCAACCAAUUUGUUAUCAAGAACAAAUAACUUAUCUUUCACCAUGUCAUGCUGGUUGUAUGUAUAUAAAUGGAACAGAUUAUUCAAAUUGUACAUGUUUACCAAAAGGACGAAAUGUUCGUUUAGGUUCAUGUCAAAAUAUAUGUUUUACUGAAACAUUUUUAUUUUUAUUAAUAUUAUUUAUUGUAACAUUUUUUCAAACAUUAAUGGCAACACCACAAUUAAUAAUAAUAUUACGUUCAGUUCAACAUGAACUUCAAUCAUUUGGUUUAGGUUUAGAAAAUUGUAUUAUGAAAAUUCUUGCUCAAAUUCCUGCACCAAUUUUAUUUGGAAUUAUUAUUGAUAAUCAAUGUUUAUUUUGGUCACAAGCAACAUGCGAUCGUCGUGGAUCAUGUUUUAUAUAUAAUGGAGAUCGACUUCCAUUUACAUUAUUUGGUACAGCUAUUAUUAUUAAAGGAAUUUCAUUUUUUCUUUUAAUUAUUUUACUUAUUGUCACAAUAAGACAACAUAAAAUACCGAAUAAUCAGCCUUCUUCUCCUCCUCCUCCUCCUCCUCCUCCUUCUUUGACAUUACAAUCUCCAGAACAAGAAGAUCCUUUAAUUAUUUCAACUUUAUAG